Sphaerulina musiva SO2202 is the source of this 2020-nucleotide messenger RNA. Its product is annotated as Cation_efflux-domain-containing protein. The coding region runs from base 386 to 1777 and encodes 463 amino acids. Gene Ontology annotation, biological process: monoatomic cation transport; transmembrane transport. Gene Ontology annotation, molecular function: monoatomic cation transmembrane transporter activity. Gene Ontology annotation, cellular component: membrane. NCBI's taxonomy places the organism in Eukaryota, Fungi, Ascomycota, Dothideomycetes, Mycosphaerellales, Mycosphaerellaceae. The transcript is spliced from 3 exons. The record is from RefSeq and is a predicted model, not a curated record.
CCUCCUCCUCCUCAUCGCCAUACCGUGCCCGUUCCGGAAGUUGACCGGAGUCGUCGCAGAUCCUGCAUUGCCAUCAAUGGCGGUGUGUGCCUCCUACGAGCAUGUCGCUCCAGGUGCCACGCGACUCUGGCAGAGUUUGGCUGCGAUGUCGGGCUUCACCUUGCGAUCCGGCGCCUUGAUCAUCGCCGCUAAGUCAGUGCCUUGGUCGAGGAAGGCGAGGUGAAGGCUACCUUACCCAGGUAGUACAGGUCCCUGGUAGGUAGGCAGUUCCCGCCUAGGCAAGCACACGCACAAGCAACAACGAACGACCAUCUCCGACUUCUGCAAAGUUGCGAGGUCCGAUUUACAGGUACAUUAAGCAUCGAGCACCAUAUUACUUGCUACCAUGCCGAACCGCGACCCAGACUUGCACAACUCGAUUACUCUCCGUCCGUCGCCGUUUCAUAUCCACCCACAGCGAGUUCACAGUCAUGCGCCAGAGUCGAGUAGCCAUGCCCAUCACUCCCAUCAUGACCGUCCGGGCGCCAGCUCUGCGAUACAGCCGCAAGAGUCCAAGCCGAUGGAGGCAGUAGCCCGACCGGCGUAUGCGCGCAAUAGCAGCGACAGUGAACGAGACGAUGUCGAGCGCCAGAACAGUCUCCCCGAAUAUCACGCGGAACACGAUCCGUUCAAGCUGCGCGAUGGCUUGAAGAAUCUCGACGACGAGAAGGCGGCGCGAAAGGCUAAUACCAGUGCCAAACGUGUCUGCCAUCCCGUGGGCAAGAGCAAGGACAAGUGGAAGUCACACAAGAUUCUCAAGUUCUACGAAAAUCAAAAUGACAACAUUGAACGCUUGCUCAAACCUGUCGAUGAUCACGUACGGGAAGCGAAAGAGGAGCAAGGCGAUGAGGCACUGCAGUACAAGAUUGCUGUGAAUGGCAGCUUUGCUGCGAAUAUCCUGCUGGCCAUCCUCCAGAUCUACGGUGCUGUCUCUUCUGGCAGUUUGUCGCUCUUCACGACCAUGGCGGACAGCAUCUUCGAUCCGGCCAGCAAUCUGACUCUUAUCCUGUGCCAUCGUGCCGUCAACAAGGUCGAUCCGCGAAAAUUCCCAUCGGGCAAAGCGCGACUAGAAACUGCUGGCAACAUCACUUUCUGUUUCCUGAUGACUGCCGUCUCGCUCAUCCUCAUCGUCGAGUCCAUCAGGCAGCUCGUAGAAAAGUCCGACGACGCGAAAUUCCACUACCCAUCUGUGAUCGCAGUCGGUAUUGCCUUCGUCACGAAACUGGGGCUUUUCGCUUACUGCUGGGCGCUGAGGAACAAGUACAGUCAAAUCCGCAUCUUAUGGGAAGAUCACCGCAAUGAUCUCUUCAUCAACGGAUUCGGACUCAUGACCAGCGUACUUGGGAGUAAGGUCGCAUGGUUUAUUGAUCCCAUGGGUGCCAUUAUUCUCUCGGUCCUCAUUUCAUUUCUCUGGCUCAGGACUGCUUAUCAGGAAUUUCAGCUCCUCAUUGGCGUAUCCGCGGACACUUCAUUCCUGCAGCACGUCACCUACAUCUCUAUGACACAUGAUCCUCGAAUUCGUCAACUCGAUACCGUGCGAUCCUGGCACUCUGGUCCGCGGCUGAUGGUCGAAGUAGAUAUUGUCAUGGAUGAAAAUCUUAGUUUGAAAGAGACGCAUGAUGUUGCAGAGGCAUUACAGACCAAGUUGGAAAGUCUGCCAGACGUAGAGAGGGUGUGGGUACACGUGGAUUACGAGACGCAGCACUCUCCCGAGCAUUUCUUGAAGAAGGAGUUGUGAGCAGUUUGGUUUCUUGGAGCCUUUCAAACAACAUUGGGUGCGCCAGGAGUAGGAUCUGUCCUUUUUGGCCAAACCUGCAAUACGAGUUUGACAGCGAAUUGCGUAGCAAGCAAGAACGCCAAUACAUGGACCUGAUCGAUGGGCGGCGAAGGAACCUUAGCCGGGAUAGAGCAUUACGGCAGCAAAGAACUGAUGAAUAUUACGAACCAGGCAGGCAUAAUGAAUGCAUCGAUAUUGAGCUCC